This is a messenger RNA of Alnus glutinosa, 1874 nucleotides long. Its product is annotated as carboxyl-terminal-processing peptidase 2, chloroplastic-like. The transcript is spliced from 13 exons. NCBI's taxonomy places the organism in Eukaryota, Viridiplantae, Streptophyta, Magnoliopsida, Fagales, Betulaceae. Gene Ontology annotation, molecular function: protein binding; serine-type peptidase activity; endopeptidase activity. The coding region runs from base 47 to 1705 and encodes 552 amino acids. The record is from RefSeq and is a predicted model, not a curated record. Gene Ontology annotation, biological process: proteolysis.
ACGAAGAAGAGCUCUGGUUCUUCGCGGGGCUCUCCGAGGCCUGUCAAUGGCGGUCUUCGCAAGCUCUUCCACUGCUUCUUUAUCCCCUUAUUUUGCUAUCUCUAACAUCUACUACAAGAACCCUUACUGGUCCUCCAAGGCCUCCACUCCCCAGUUGGACUCUUUUCAGAUGCUGCCAUGCAAAUAUUUUCCCAUAAGGAUUGUUGAAGCUCAAUUGUGGAGUCCCUUAAUGUGUAAAAGGACAAAUGCCCCCAAUGUGUUGAGAAAUAGGGGCAAUAUUGAUGGAGCUUCGAAACAUAAUUUCUUGCUUCAGUCGAUGAGGUUCAAUAAAUUUUUUUCUUUGAAAUGCGAUUUUCUUUCAAUAACUCAUGGACGCCUUCUCAAAUUUGGGAUUUACUCUGGUGGUCUUCGAAAAGUGAUUUACUGUUUGGAAAAAUUUAGACAGCAUGUCUCUAUUCCUUCUGUCUGCUUGAUCGCUGGAGUGAUGCUGGUCAUGUCAGUUUCUGUUGCUGUUAGCAGGAGUCCAUCCUGGGCCCUUACUGAAGAGAAUCUCCUAUUCUUGGAGGCAUGGAGAACAAUUGAUCGUGCAUAUGUUGACAAAAAUUUUAAUGGACAAAGUUGGUUUCGAUACAGAGAAAAUGCUCUGCGCAAUGAACCAAUGAAUACACGAGAACAGACAUAUAUGGCAAUAAAGAAGAUGCUUGCCACACUGGAUGAUCCUUUUACUCGUUUUCUGGAGCCUGAGAAGUUCAAGAGUUUGCGGUCUGGAACUCAAGGUGCUCUUACAGGUGUAGGGCUGUCAAUUGGCUACCCUACUCAAUUUGAUGGAUCAGCUGCUGGACUUCUUGUUAUUUCAGCUGCUCCGGGAGGUCCUGCAAAUAGGGCUGGCAUUUUGACUGGGGAUGUUAUUGUAGCAAUUGAUGAUACAAGUACAGAAACCAUGGGCAUAUAUGAUGCAGCAGAGCGGUUGCAGGGACCCGAAGGAACUUCGGUGGAAUUGACCAUUCGUAGUGGACCUGAAAUAAAGCACGUAGCUUUGACGCGGGAGAAAGUUUCACUAAAUCCAGUGAAAUCAAGACUAUGCGAAGUGCCUGGUUCAGGGAAAGAUUCUCCUAGGAUUGGUUAUAUCAAAUUAACAUCUUUCAACCAAAAUGCAUCUGGCGCUGUCAAGGAAGCAGUUGAUUCUUUAAAGAGUAGUAGUGUUAAUGCCUUUGUGUUGGACCUUCGAGAUAAUAGUGGUGGCCUUUUCCCAGAAGGAAUUGAGAUUGCCAAGAUUUGGUUGGACAAAGGUGUGAUUGUGUAUAUUUGUGACAGUCGUGGUGUUCGAGAUAUAUAUGACACAGAUGGAAGCAGUGCAAUAGCAGCUUCAGAACCCUUAGCUGUGCUGGUGAACAAAGGAACUGCCAGUGCAAGUGAAAUUUUAGCCGGUGCACUGAAAGACAAUAAACGCGCUGUGUUGUUUGGAGAGCCCACAUAUGGGAAAGGCAAGAUUCAGUCAGUUUUUGAGUUAUCUGAUAGCUCUGGCUUGGCUGUUACUGUUGCUCGUUAUGAGACACCUGCUCACACAGAUAUUGAUAAGGUUGGUGUAAUUCCUGACCAUCCUUUACCCACCUCAUUUCCCAAGGACGAGGAGGGAUUUUGCAACUGCCUCCAGGACCCUGCAUCUGCUUGCUAUGUGAACAGAGUCCAGCUAUUUGCGAGAUGACAGAAUAUUUGGAUAUUAACAUUGCACAUUGCUUUGGGGAAUAUGAGGGAAUUCUUUGUAAAAUGUAGGUUUAACUUAAUUUUGGAGGGUUCAUUCAAUUAUAAAGUGUAAAUUUAACAAGGGAAAAAUCCAGGUAUAAAAGGAAAGGGCAGGCUUUGUUUGACGAUAA